This is a messenger RNA of Stylonychia lemnae, 2724 nucleotides long. The record is from the annotation of a GenBank genome assembly. Lineage: Eukaryota; Ciliophora; Spirotrichea; Sporadotrichida; Oxytrichidae.
AUGAGAUAAAAUUCCCAUGAGAAUAAUCAGAUUAUCAAUCGCCAAGAUCUCAAUAAAAUCAGCAAGCAGUCGAGUAAAAUAGCAGUUUUGUCUACUCAUUUGAAUGCAGCUAGCUAGAACUACUCUGAGUCUUCAACUUUAAAGAAUACCAAUCGCCUUCUCACAGCUUCACCCGGUGCUAAAAUUUCCAAUCAUAAACGAAGGUAAAUGAUGCUUAAUUUCUUGCAUUAGCAACCCAACGAAAUCCCUCCUUAAGCUAUUAAUGUAGUAGCUAUGGCUGAUAGUGCAAAUGCUCUAAGACCUGCUCUUACUUUAAACUAGAUAAGGAACAAAUCAAACUAGAAGAAUUCAAGUGCUGAGCUUGCCCCUCUAAGGAUACCUUAAAAUUAAAUUGCAUUAAAUUCAAGGAAUGUGACAGAGUAUCAAACCCAGGGAGCUAGCUUAUCGACUGAAAAUUAAAAUAAUUUCAACAAUAAAACGAGCAUGAACAUGACCAGUCAUAACUUUAACAUGACUUAGUAAAUUUCAAUGCCCAAAUCCACUCACAACAUAAAAAGAUUAACUAAUAUAAAUCGUGCCAACGAUUAUAAUCAGUCAAUCUAUAAAGAUUAAAAUAAUAUAAAUGAGGAGCUGAAGAAGUCACCAAUGAAAAUGAAAUCAAGCAGAGCAUAUAAUCCCAAUAGCACCACUACAAUGAACAUUAGGUUGAAAGCUUAGAAUAUUACUAACUUUAGCCAAAUUAUGUCGGAUCAUGAGGGAUCAACAACCGCUGCAGACAAUCGAUCUUAUAUAGAUUCUCAUUACACUAGACAUGAUGUACAUACUGUUGGAUCCAAACAUAGUAGGAUAAAUAAUCGAAGUGCUAAUUUGUCAGCUGGAUACAGUCAAGGCAGUCCCAUGAAAUUUAUUAGUAAAGGAGGUGCAAGUAUUGAGGAAUAAAAUAAUGAGUAAACUAUUACAGACGAACUAUCAGUAAAUUCAAUCAAAGCUGGAAAGAAUGCUGCUCCAACCAGACAUAAUAGCUAAAUGGGUUAUUAGCAGAUCAAGCAAUAACUGUUUGACAAGUAUGCUGCUGACAAAUUAGCAUUAGAGAAAAGAAAAACUACAACCGCCAAAGAAUCAUCUGCAAUUCCAAAUAUCAAAGAUAAUCACUCAUAAAAAGUAAAAGACAUGAUGGAGGCCAAGAAAAUAACAUUAAUAGGAAGGGAGGAAACAAGUCUUUUGAACAAAUCAGUUGAGUUUAAGCAGAAUGAAUUUCCCUUGAUCUAGGAGGCCUAAAAUGAAUAAGUAUAGUCUCAAUAAACUGCAGACAUUAUCAAUCAAAAGUUAAAGGUCUUAAGAUAAAAGCAGCUAGCUGGGAAGACUUUAAAUGAAUCCUUAUGGAUUAAGCAAGAAUAUGAUGCUGCUCAUAAAAGCAUGAUGGACUACCGAAUGAAUCUACUGUCAACAUUGAUUCAGCGCAAAUUAGGACUCAAGAAGUAGAAUACCAAAACUGAGAAUAUCUUGAACACCUUUCUAUAUGACAUCCAAAAGGAUUACAAGUAGAAAAUGGCUGGAAGAGAAGAUGAACUAGAUGAUCUUAUGGAUUAAUUCUUGGAUGGCCCUAAUCAAUACAGUCAUAUUCAGUCUAAGAUUAACAACAGGUCUUUCCAUCAGACAUCCACUCACAAUAAUCAGAUGCUUGAGUUUUCAAGAGACGAGGAGAUAAACAGAAAGAUAAUGAAUAUUUACAAGGAUGAUCAUGACAUUUCUAGAAUAGAAGACAACUCUACCUUAGACAACACAUAGGCAGAUUUAAAUGCUCAUGGCUAAAAGGAGAUUGUGAACUUUCUAGAUCUAAUAUUUGAUCCUAAUAAAAAUCAAAUCGUCAAUGACAGACAGUUCGCAAAGGUGAAGAAAAUGCUGGAUGAUUAUUAUGGAUAUCAUCCUCAGCAGCUUAAGUAUGAAACAGUUCUCAAAAGAAUGAACGAAAAAAAGAAGAUGCAAAUGAAUUUCGAAGAGAGAAAGAAGAAGAAUGUAAAUGUGACUCAGUUGAUAACAGAGAACGAGGAAAAGACAAAGUUGACGUAGCUGGAAAAGUUUAUAAAGACUUAUAACUACUACAUACACAAACUCCUCUGGGUGAAUAGAGAUCCAUUUUUACAGAAAAAGAGGAAACUAUAUCAACAGCAGUGUGAAAGUCACAGACUGGACAAAUUUGCGAAUGUGUUUAACAGGCUAAAAUUUGAUACGAAUGAAAGGAAGAAAACUAAUGAAGAAAUUAAAUAGUAGCAUGCUCUAAAGUAUUAGGAUCCAUUUAAAUCAAUCGGAGAAAACUAUAGUCCAUUAAAGAGUAAGCAAGGUCAUAAUGAUAUCAAUUCCGCAUUUAGUGGAACUUAAAGACUAGAUUCUAGAUUUAGUUCAGCUCGGCAUUCAACAGGCUUUGGAGUAGUGGAAUAAUUAAAAGCAAGUGAAGGUUAUUUAGAUGAGUUUCCCUUUUAAAACAAGUUGACUUAUGCUACCUAGAAUUCGGGGCAAGAACCUCAGAUCUCAGUUACUAGAUUGUAAAGGAGAAAGCACCAAAGCACUGCAAAGAUGAAUGAAUUUGACAUUAAAAUAUUGAUUGCUUAGAAAAAGCUAAGUUAAAAUGCAGUGAAUGUGGUAUAACAAUAGAAUAAAACUGAAGCGAAAACUCCUAAAAAUCAUAAGAUUAAUGUCAAUCCUGGUCUAUUUGCAAGUUAAUGA